CAUGUGACCCACACAAUGGCUGAGAGCCUACUAGAGGCUUCGCGGCAACGCCGAGCGAAAGCGAUGACAGCCGCCGCGGGUUCGGCGGGCCGAGCCGCGGUGCCCUUGCUGCUAUGCGCGCUGCUAGCGCCCGGCGGCGCGUACGUGCUCGACGACUUCGACGGCCUGGGCCGGGAGUUCGACGGCAUCGGCGCGGUCAGCGGCGGCGGGGCAACCUCCCGACUUCUAGUAAAUUACCAAGAGCCCUAUCGUUCUCAAAUAUUGGAUUUUCUCUUUAAGCCAAACUUCGGUGCCUCUUUGCAUAUUUUAAAAGUCGAAAUAGGUGGUGAUGGGCAGUCAACAGAUGGCACUGAGCCCUCCCACAUGCACUAUGCGCUAGAUGAGAAUUAUUUCCGAGGAUAUGAGUGGUGGUUAAUGAAGGAAGCUAAGAAGAGGAACCCUAAUAUUACACUCGUGGGGUUGCCAUGGUCAUUUCCUGGAUGGCUGGGGAAAGGUUUCAACUGGCCUUAUGUAAACAUUCAGCUGACUGCCUAUUAUGUCGUGGCCUGGAUUAUGGGCGCCAAGCAUUAUCAUAAUUUGGACAUUGAUUAUAUUGGGAUUUGGAAUGAGAGAACAUUUGACAUCAGUUAUAUCAAGAUGUUAAGAAAAAUGCUGAACCAUCAAGGUCUCGAGCGGGUGAAAAUCAUAGCAAGUGAUAAUCUCUGGGAGCCCAUUUCUGCUUCUAUGCUGCUUGACUCUGAACUCUUGAAAGUGAUUGAUGUUAUAGGAGCUCAUUAUCCUGGGACCUAUUCAGUAAAGGACGCAAAGCUGACUGAGAAGAAACUUUGGUCUUCUGAAGAUUUUAGCACUUUGAAUGACGACGUGGGUGCAGGCUGCUGGGCUCGUAUACUGAAUCAGAAUUAUAUUAACGGCUACAUGACUUCCACAAUUGCUUGGAAUUUGGUGGCUAGUUACUAUGAACAGUUACCUUAUGGGGGAUGUGGAUUGAUGACUGCUCAGGAGCCGUGGAGUGGGCACUAUGAAGUAGAACCUCCUAUCUGGAUAUCAGCUCAUACCACUCAAUUUACGCAACCAGGUUGGUACUACCUGAAGACAGUUGGACAUUUAGAGAAAGGAGGAAGCUACGUAGCUCUGACUGAUGGUUUAGGCAACCUCACCAUCAUCAUUGAAACUAUGAGCCAUAAAUAUUCAAUGUGUGUACGACCCUUUCUUCCUUAUUUCAACGUGUCACGACAAGUUGCUACCUUCACCCUUAAGGGAUCUUUUAGCCAAAUACCAGAACUACAAGUGUGGUAUACCAAACUUGGAAAACCAUCUAAGAAAUUUCUUUUUAAACAACUGGAUCCUAUAUGGAUCCUUGACCUUGACGGCCGCUUCACGCUGGAGCUGGAGGCGGAUGAGCUCUUCACACUCACCACCCUCACUACGGGCCAGAAGGGCAGCUACCCACUGCCUCCAGAGUCCCAGCCCUUCCCACCUGUCUAUAAGGAUGAUUUCAACAUCCAUUACCCACGUUUUAGUGAAGCUCCGAAUUUUGCUGAUCAGACGGGUGUAUUUGAAUACUUUAUAAAUAGGGAUGACCCUGGAGAGCAUCGCUUCACACUCCGUCAAGUUCUAAAUCAACGACCCAUCACUUGGGCUGCUGAUGCAUCCAACACCAUCAGUAUUAUAGGAGAUUAUGAGUGGAGCAAUCUGACUAUAACAUGUGAUGUUUACAUAGAGACCCUUGACAGGGGAGGUGUGUUCAUCGCGGGAAGAGUAAAUAAAGGUGGAAUUUUGAUUAGAAGUGCCAGAGGAGUUUUCUUCUGGAUUUUUGCAGAUGGAACCUACAGAGUUACAGGUGAUAUAGCUGGAUGGAUCAUUUAUCACUUAGGACAUGUUGAUGUUACAGCAAAGAAAUGGUAUACACUUAGUUUAACUAUUCAGGGUAAUUUCUGCUCUGGCACGUUGAAUGGUAAACCUCUCUGGACAGAUGUCCGUGUGAAUUUCCCGAAGAAUGGCUGGGCUGCAAUUGGCACUUACUCCUUUGAAUUUGCACAAUUUGACAACUUUCAAGUGGAAGCCCAAAACUAAUUCUUACUCAGCAUCACAGAACACUCUGGAUUUUCUUUUUUUUCCUGCUUUUCAGAGCCAGUUCGUGUUUUGAUGAACAAAGAUGUGAGCCUUUUGGAAGCUAAAGAGAAUGAAGAGUAAAUAGGGAGAAAAGUGUAUUUUUUUCUUAAACCUCUGGAAGAUUUUGCUAGAACUAAUUCCAAGGGGAGACUAGGCAACUCUUGAGCACUGCCUGAUGUGUCCUCUAAAAUUCGGACGAUGUGUCGGGCCUAUCCUGUGGAGUGGUCUAGGUGGUUCAGACCUUGAAGCCUUGGUCUUAAUGUUGAGGUAGCUCUCUUCAUCUUACUUGCAAGUGAUCAUGCAGAUGUUGAUAACUUGAUCAUCACCAGGACGUUUGUAUGAAUGCCGAGUGCUGACCACAUGUCUCAGUGAGCUGACGUGCUUGUCCUGAUGCUACCAUAAGAAGCUGAAGAACACUGGAUGUGGUUUUUCCUGAAAACCACUGCUACAUAUUAUCCUUUUAUUCUAAAAAGCAUUUUUUUUUUCCGUUUUAAGAUGAUGCUUCUGAAUUGCAAGAUGUGAUGAGCGGGAUGGUUUGAAAAAUCCCUCACUAAUCAGAUACCUCUAGAGCUAUUUCUGCAGUAAUAAAUAUUAGCAGAUUAAUUUGGUCAUCUGUAUUCUGUAAUUCUUUUGGAUCUAACUUUUAGUCUUAUAAUUCUUCUAAUCUGUGAAUGUUUUCCCAGAUGGCUGGAAAAAGAAAGAAAACCCAGUAUAGCCAAUGCUGUAUCUGAGUCUGUAGACAAAGUUGUAGCAAUUUUCGUGUGUCUCAUUUCUUUGUGCCUUUUGUGGUCUGCCUUCCCAUGAGCCACUGGUAGCAGAUUAAAACCACCAAUCAGUUCUUUUUAUCUCUUUGUGUGUGGAAGAGGAGAACAUUAGCCUUUUGCUAGCUCAUAGUUUGGGUCACUGCUAAUGUUUUGUGUGGUUAAAAACAAAACCAAACCCAGUGCUGUCAAGUCGAUUCCGACUCAUAGCGACCCUAUAGGACAGAAUAGAACCGCCCCAUAGAGUUUCCAAGGAGCUCCUGGCGGAUUCGAACUGCUGACCCUUUGGUUUACAGACGUAGCACUUAACCACUACGCCACCAAGGUUUCCUUUGUGUGGUUAAAAAAAAAAAAAAACCAAACC
Molecule: messenger RNA, 3237 nt
Organism: Loxodonta africana (African savanna elephant)
Lineage: Eukaryota; Metazoa; Chordata; Mammalia; Proboscidea; Elephantidae
Gene: GALC
Product: galactosylceramidase
Exons: 17
Coding region: 16-2073 (685 amino acids)
Biological process (GO): galactosylceramide catabolic process
Cellular component (GO): lysosome
Molecular function (GO): galactosylceramidase activity
Source: RefSeq, a predicted model, not a curated record